AUGCAUAGUUCACACACCCUAGUCUCUGUAAGUCGCCUUGGAUAAAAGCGUCUGCUAAAUAAUAAUAAUAAUAAUAAUAAUAAUAAUAAUAAUAAUAAUAAUAAAUAAUCAAACAACUUAAAGAUCUUAUAACGUGCCUUAUGAUAUGGAGAGAUAAGAGAUUCACUUUUAAACUCCUUGGUUGGUACUCCUUUGAAAGGAGGGGGACAGUGUUGAUGUUUCAUUUUAAAACCUUCGUCAGCUCGCCUUCAAUGGAAAAGAAAGCUACCCUUACGAGAGCAAAAGCUGAAGUGAGAAACCACAAAAGAAAGGUCUAGCCGUCUUAUAUAUCAGAGAGCUUUCGACAGAGAGCGAUACAAACCCCCAGCUGAGACACCAGCGAGUUGAAAGUGAUAUUAUAUUGCUGCGCUUGUGUCUCCAUGCCUGAGCGAUGGGUCUCUCUCUGGCUGUGCACACACUCUUUCUGUGCUCCCUAAUGAUCCACGGCUCCUGGGCUUUCUUUCCUAACUUCUGGUCCAAGAUUAUGUCUCUAGCCUGGAAUUCACACACCCAUCAGAGCAUCACAGAGGAAGCCCUUCUCCUGAUCACCAGGGAUCUCUUUCAAGAAACCCCCAAUCUCCAAGGACGUACUCUUGAUCCACAGCUAUUCCAGGGCAGCUUCACAGCCAGUGAGCUCUUCAAAGCUUACUAUGGCAGUCAAGAGACAGUGUCUACAAAACAGUACCAGCAGGCCGUGAGUGAGAUUGUCCAGGCCAACGCAGCCAUGGACUUCCUGAGCUCCACACGCAGCGACCCGCAGCUGCACUUCGACUCGGAGAGGCUGAAAGAGGCCAGUGCCAUGCUGCAGAGCAUCCGGCACCUGGCAGUGCAGUCACUCCAGGCUGGGGAUGAGAGCGGGGCCCGUCAUAGACUGGGCUCCCUGCUGCACUCUCUACAGGAUUUUUACAGCCACAGUAACUGGGUGGAAAUGGGGUACAGAAAGAUCCACUCCACUCUUCUGGGAAACGCAGAGGAAAUUGGUCCAGUCGCGCCAGAGAACAUGCAGACCUGCAGAGACUGUGAUCACUGGACCUGCAACGACAACAUUCUGGAGAAAAUCAACAAGAAGAAACUACUGACCUCUGGUUACUAUAACAACGACCCCCCAAAACCACCAGGUAAAUGCAGUCACGGGGGGCUGUUUGACCAGAGCCGAUAUCAAAGUGCAAGGGGCGGGAUCAACAAGGACAGCACCUCCCUCUUGUUCUCGCCGCAUCACUAUCUCCAUGACGAAGCUGCCCACCUCGCUACCAUGGCGACUAUCAGUGUGCUGCAAGAUCUGCGGGACACUGUGGGAACCCAGGCCUUCUUAAGGCUGUUGAACGUGGGUGCGGAGACAGUGCUCAGCUUUGUGAUCGACACCACCGGCAGUAUGUUUGAUGAGAUCAGUGCGGCGCGAGAGAGAGCUUACUCAAUCAUCCUGGAAAGACGAGGAACGAUCCAUCAGCCUUCCCAGUAUGUGCUGGUCCCUUUCCAUGACCCAGAUGUGGGGCCGCUGUACAGAACCACAGACCCAGACCAGUUCAUAGACCUCCUGGGGAGCUUGAGUGCGCUAGGAGGAGGAGACGAGCCCGAGAUGUGCCUUACAGCACUACAGCUUGCGUUAGUGAACACCCCACCUCUCUCUGAAAUCUUUGUCUUCACUGAUGCCUCUCCCAAAGACAAACAUCUCCAAAAUGCAGUGGAAGCUCUCAUACUGCACAAAAGAUCCAAGGUGACCUUCCUGCUCACUGAGGACCCCAGCAGGACUGGAGGAGUGAAAACAGGCACGGGGAGGAAAAGGAGGGAGUCUCUCUCUCCUGAUCGGUUCUCAAUCUACACCAAUUUGUCUGCCAUCUCAGGAGGCCUGACUGUCUUCAGUACGGAUAAGGAGAUACAAGACGUCUCCGUCCUCAUUCAGGACAAUACUGUCUCCGCUGGGGUAACUCUGCUUCAUAUUGAGAAAGAUUCCCCCAGUCUCGCAUCUUCCUAUAUCUUCUAUGUUGAUCCUGCAGUGAAGAACAUCAUCAUUCAUAUUUCAGGGGAGUUGAUGGAUUUCACGAUCUACGACCCUUCAGGUGAAUCCCAGUACCUGUUCAACAAGCGUGGGGAUUUAGCAGUGAUUGAGUGCUUUGUGGGGUUUUGUAGAGUCAGCCUUCUGUCACCAACCCCCGGCGAGUGGAGGAUAAAGAUCGUGAAUCGGGGCACUAUCAGGGUGAAUGUCUUAGGCCAAAGCACCAUUGACUUCCUGUACCACUUUGCAGUACCAGCCAAUGGCAGCCACCCUGGGCUCUCCAGAUUGGAAGGCCGACCAGCAUCAGGUGUCCCAACCUUUUUGGUGUUGGCAGUCACUGGCUUGUCUACUGACAGCGCUGUGACAUUUAGUCAUGUGACUCUGCUGGGAGCCAAUGGGGAGAGCCUUGAGAGAGUGACGCUCAAUGCCACAGACACUGGAGGAGAGUUCAUUGGUGAGGUCGCAACAUUACCCAGCCAACCCUUCUCUGUGAAAAUGACAGGAAAUGACAACGAGGGUAACAUCAUAGAGCGGGCAUCUGCAGAACUGAACCAUGUGGCACAAGUACUGAUCCAAGUCCCCACAGCUCCUACCCUGUAUCCUGGGAAAAGUGCCCACCUCUGGGUAAACAUCUCAAAUUCUGGAGCCACCAGGGAGUUUGUCGUCAUGGUUACAGACGAUAGGAAGUUUGUGAAAUCAUGGACCCCUGACCGGCUAUCUGUGGCUCGAAACCGGACAUCCCAAGUGCAGAUAGACCUGACUACUCCAGUCGGAGCAGAGCUGGGUAGCGUGGUCAGUGUGUGCGUGACUGUCGAGGCUGCGGACAGGAGUGACCUCAACUUUGCUGUUCUGCACCUAAGUGUAGCAGAUCCGAAUCCUGACCUGCUUCCCCCCUCCUGUAUUCAGUCUGUAGUAAGAGACUCCUGCCCCUCUCUCUCACAAAAAUCCUGCAGUCAAGCCUCCUGGUCCACCAAUCUCCUCUUCAGCGACCAGGGGCACUCUGGGAUAGCAGGCAUGCAGCUUCAGCAGGGCCAGGGUUUGCUCAACCUCACCGGGGAUCCUGGGAAACAAGGGGUGCAACUCCGGAAAGGUCAAGGCAGACUGAACCUAACAGGACUGGACAUGGGGGCUGAAGUAGUCGGCACCUACACCUCAAACUGCUGUUCCCUGAAGGCAGAGCUCUUCUUGUGGGAUACAGCAGGCAAUCAGGGCCUCUGCAGUAUCUUAGUUCACCAGCAGAGGGCAUCAGGGUAUAUACACACAGCUUCCAGGAUUCAAACUCUGUUUACCAUGCUCCUGUUUCAUAUUGGAGGGCUACUGCUUCAGCUAGUGACCUGAUGGGGUCUAUUUUAUCUAAGCAGUGGACUGAAAUACUGCAGUCUUUACCUCUUUGUUAAUCUUGCUCUGUUUCCCCACCCCGAGGUUAUUAAUCAUCAUUGUAAGGGCAACUUAUUUGUUUAAUUCUGCAGUAUAUUUUUUUUCUGUAAAGGAAAACUAGAAAAAAAGAAAAAUGAAAAUUGCUUAUGAACAUGUUUUAUACACAUUGAUAUGUAAAGUUUAUGUUUGAAAUGGUUUCCCUUGUGCAAUUAUCACGCUGUGCAACUUAGUCACCCAAACGCCAUGCCUGCCAUGAAUAUAUUGGACUUAAGGUAAUAGUUACUUACUAAGUACAUUGUAAUUAUGUGUAAGUACACAUAUAUUUACUAUGUAACUACUAUGUAAAUACACAGUGAUUAGAGACUUUUCAUGUAAAGUAUUACCCAAAACUGGAUAUUGAAACUUAGGGAACCUGAAUAUUUUUGAUACCUCUCUGUAUAUAAUAAUAAUAAUAAUAAUAAUAAUAAUAAUAAUAAUAAUAAUAAUAAUAAUAAUAAUAAUAAUAAUAAUAAUAAUAGAUUCAAGAGAUUUCAUGAGCUGCAUAAUUAAAAAUUAAGCAAGCUUGAACCCAAGGCACUAGCAUUUGUCAUUAAAUAACAUAUAUUUCCUUUCUAAUGGGAAUGGAGAAUGGUUAUUGCUCAAUGAAUGAAUCAAGCCCUGUGCCACUGAACUCAAAGCACAGGCGAGGAAGAAACAAAGCAAAAGAACAAUACACAUCUCCAGUAGAAAGACUCCAAAAUACAUUUAUAACACACAUUCAAAAUCAAAUUUAAAUGAAGCAAUCGCAGUAAUGGAUGUGUCAAUAUGCCAAUGCAUGUGUUGCUGUAUACAGAAGUCACCCUGUGCAUAGAACAGCACCACAUACUGUGCAUUAAAUGUUAAAAGAUUUGUGUAUGAUUUAUAAUAAGAUAAUACAUUGUCUAUACAGUGUGACACUGUACACAUAAUGUAUUCACUUAAUGUAAAAGAAAGUUACCCAAGAAAGGUAAACACCAGUAUUCUUACCUUUUCCAAAAGAUAAUCAAGGCAGUUAAAAUGGGAAACCAAUAGAGUGUGUGUGUGUGUGUGUAUAUAUUUACAUUUAUUGUUGAAGAAAUUCCCAUAGAUUGAAUGGCAGACUCUCUCACAAUUGUUAUAAACACACUUUAUAUUGCAAUGUAUGUUUAGUUAAUAGUAAGGAUCUUACGGUGUGUACCAUCUCAAAUAUGAGCACAGACCCUUCUUAAUUAUCACUGGCACAGCACUUAGAAGUUUGAGCUAAUAUCAUGGCAUGCUGCCCACAGCCAAUGCAUACUCGUGAAGGCAAUGAAUCUCACAUCACAAUCAGCCAGUUUCUUUAUAUCCCUUACAGCUCACAACUGUACUAAAUAAUCACACCCCUAAAACAGCUUUUCACUCUUCUUUUUGAUAAAUCAAUUUUUAAAAUCAACAUUUAUUUUUGAGAGACUUUACCAUGUCUUUUUCAACAUUGUGAUUUAAAUGAACUAAUUGAUAUUAAAGAACCCUAUUGUAUACCCAAAGCCAUUUGCCCCUCCCCAAUGUCUGAGAAGCAUGUUUCCUUGAACAAUGGGUAUAGUUUUAUAAUGCUGUCAUGCCAGCAUGGUCCUGUAUACAGCACAGUGAGAAUCUACACAAUUUACAUAGAAAUAAUUCACCACAGAAACAGACAGAACUGACCCAGAAGCCAUAGCACUGCUCCUGGAAG
Molecule: messenger RNA, 5114 nt
Organism: Acipenser ruthenus (sterlet)
Lineage: Eukaryota; Metazoa; Chordata; Actinopteri; Acipenseriformes; Acipenseridae
Product: von Willebrand factor A domain-containing protein 7-like
Exons: 17
Coding region: 431-3370 (979 amino acids)
Source: RefSeq, a predicted model, not a curated record